This is a messenger RNA of Delphinapterus leucas (beluga whale), 2058 nucleotides long. It is a transcript of the gene TMEM71, whose product is annotated as transmembrane protein 71. Lineage: Eukaryota; Metazoa; Chordata; Mammalia; Artiodactyla; Monodontidae. The record is from RefSeq and is a predicted model, not a curated record.
CUGCCUUUCCCAAGAACUACGAGCUCUUCUAUUCUAGGAAACAGCCAAAAGAACAAGAGGCUGCCGAAGACAAAAUUUCUCUGCAACGGCCUGCACAGGGCAAUGUGUGCAGCCAUCUUUUAGGAGGAGGACAAGAAAAUCUGUGAAGUUUGAACAAGCAGCCUUCCCAAGAUGAACCGAAUAUCUCAACUGAUGUCAACACCAGUAGCAAAUUCUUCCCGGUCUGAGAAAGAAUACGCUGUAGAGCUGUCUCCCCCAUGCAUUUUCCCAAGUCCCUUUGACUGCUGCCCCAUAGAUCCCCUGACAGGCUCCCACCUUACCUGUCGCCGAAGUCCCAGACUCCUCACCAAUGGCUACUACAUCUGGACCGAAGACAGUUUUCUCUGCGACAAAGAUGGCAACACAACUCUGAGCCCCUCCCAGACCAGUGUCCUGUACAAGGAGAACUUAGUCAAAAUAUUUAGGAAGAAAAAGAGAAUCCGCCGUUCUUUUUCUUCUCUCUUCAACCUCAGUGCCUCUGAAUCUUGGCUGCAUGGAAGCUCCUUUGGUAAUGCUGACUCUUCCCCCAAUGAGGACGUCUGGUUGGAGGGGGUCAGGAGGCUGGAAACAAACCAUUGCAAUGAAAAUGGAGGUGGUUUGGACUGUUCACUGAUGGGUAACUGGGAGUCGGAGAAGCUAAAUGCAGAGUCUGUGAAAACCUCCUUUUCCAGCCAUGUCACCUCUCGGAGUCCCGGAGAAAACUCCCACAACCUGCCUCCUCGGUCCCAGUUCACAGCUUCUGAACCUUUCCAGGAAAACAUUUUGGAUCAUCCAAAAACCAGUUUGUUACGAGAGGUCUCCUUUCAAGCAACUCUGUUUGCUGCAUGCUUAAUUAUCUCUGCCUGUGCAAGAUGGUUUCUGGGAGGAAUCAUAGCCAGUGUCUUCACAUGCUCCUUGGUGAUAACCAUUGCUUAUGUCGUCAAGUCAUUCCUUCUCAGCCUUGCCAACUGUUUCAAAGCCACCACCUGCACUUGGUUUUGCCAAAAUUUGACAACCAUUCAGGAGAGCCUCUGAUGAAUGUCUUCAAUCUGAAUAUCCAGAAAUUGUCCCAUUUGUAGUCUGCUUGGAAUCAACUGUUUUAUUGGAAAGAGUGAACAAGUGGAUAAUUGAGAAAAAAGAAUUUAAUUUGGUUAUGUGGUUUAAAAAAAUCUUAGUUUUGGCCUCACAAUGAUAAUAUGCUCAUGAAAAUAAUAUUAAUUUGUCUUUCCUCUGCAAACACAAGCAGUUGAAAAGGAAAGGACUGGGAAACGUGACAGAGAACAAACCACCUGGAUGAGUGUUCUCUUAUUAUACCUUAAGGCAGUGGUUCUCAAACAUUCAUUUUCCUUCGAGAAUUCUAUGAGGAGCUUAUAACAGUGCAGAUUCCUGGGCCUGCCUGCCUGUACCUAUCCCUUGCUGAACCGCUGCAGUUGAACAAAGAAAGGGAAUUACAUAAUCAGCACCAACUUGAAAGUAAAUAAAUGCGGUUUGUACAUAAAACAUAAUGUAGAAAAAGUUUUCAGUUCUUCCCAAGGGAUGGCCUAAUAGAAGGUGGUGACAGUAGAUGAUGGUUGAUGGAAAACAGGCAGGAGAGAGCCAUUUUUCAGAAAGUUCUUCUUUCUAACCAGUUUCUUUACCAAGUUUUCAAUCAUCUUGGCACUCAUGAUUACCUUUCACUCAAACUUCAAUUCAAAUAAAGAUAUAACACACAAAAAAUACCUCAGGGGCAAAAUAAAGGCAAAACGCCGCAGUGCUUUGAAAUACACAAAAAUUGUACAGUUGCACUGGGGGAUUACAGGAGAUGCUCCCUCUCCAUCCCUCUUGCUUGGUAUAUGUUCCCAAAUGUGGCCUGAGGUUCAAAUUUGUUUCGCAUGACAUUCUCUGGCUGGAGAAUUGUGUGGAGAAAAUUGUCUUUGCUUAAAAUGGUAAUGUCAAAAUAUCACUUUUUAUAUCAAUUGUACUUAGUGCCUUUUUGGUUGAAAAAGUUUUAUAGUAAUAAAUGGAGUCAUCAAUGACUUGGUUUGGUCAAAUACUAGUCGA